GUUACUGUUAACUCGUCGAAGUCGAAACAUCACAAGACCUCAAAUCUGCCCAAAAAUGAAAUCAUUCAUCGUGAUUGCCCUAGCCCUCAUCGUGGCUGUUGCCGCCCAGAACAGAUAUACCAACAAGUACGACGGAAUCGACAUCGACGAAAUCCUCAAGUCGAACCGAUUGUUCAACAACUACUACAAGUGCCUACUGGACAAGGGCCGCUGCACCCCGGAUGCUAACGAGCUGAAGCGUAUCCUGCCGGAAGCCCUCCAGACCAACUGCGCCAAAUGUACGGAAAAGCAACGCCAGGGAGCCGUUCACGUCAUCAACUAUCUGAUCGAAAACCGAUCGGCUCAGUGGAAGGUUUUGCAGGAGAGGUACGAUCCGGGUAAUGUCUAUAUCAACAAGUACCGCGAUGAAGCUCGUGCAUCCGGAAUCAAGAUCUAAGAGCUGCUCGGAGCUUCCUGGAUCUCUACCUCUCUAUGCAUACCGAUAACUGACUGGAAGUUGAUUCAAAACAGACACCGCUGGAAUCCAGACACCAAAGCUUCACUGUAUUAUUAUAUUCGCUUUUAAUCUACUUCUA
Messenger RNA from Sabethes cyaneus, 575 nucleotides. RefSeq names its product ejaculatory bulb-specific protein 3-like. Lineage: Eukaryota; Metazoa; Arthropoda; Insecta; Diptera; Culicidae. The record is from RefSeq and is a predicted model, not a curated record. The coding region runs from base 56 to 436 and encodes 126 amino acids. The transcript has 2 exons.